Molecule: messenger RNA, 825 nt
Organism: Acaromyces ingoldii
Lineage: Eukaryota; Fungi; Basidiomycota; Exobasidiomycetes; Exobasidiales; Cryptobasidiaceae
Exons: 3
Coding region: 1-825 (274 amino acids)
Biological process (GO): import into nucleus
Cellular component (GO): cytoplasm
Source: RefSeq, a predicted model, not a curated record
AUGUCUGCGCAACAACAACCGGCAGCGAUCGCCAGAGGCAAGCAUGCGAUCCUUUUGGGGGCAACGGGCGCCGUGGGGUCCUCACUCCUCUCUGCACUACUCGCAUCGGGCGCCUACGGCCAGAUCCACGCCUUUGUUCGAAAGCCCUUCAAGGAGCGAAAGGGCCUGGCCUCGGACGAGCGCGUAGUUGAGCACAUUGUCGACUUCGACAAACUCGUUGGCGACAAGCCCGACGUGGCGGAAUCGGAAAAGUUCAGGGAUGUGCAGGCCGAUGUCGUCUACAUUGCUCUGGGCACUACGCGAGCGCAGGCUGGUUCGGCUGCUGCAUUUGAAAAGAUCGACCGAGAGUACGUCGUCGGUGCGGCACGAGCCUCUCUUGUAGGAUCCACCGGGGGAAAAGGUCAGGAUGAGGCGCACCAGCGUGUCGUCUACUGCUCGACGGCGGGCGCAAGCAGUUCCUCCCCGUUCCUGUACCCCAAGUCAAAGGGCCUGACCGAGGAUGCUUUGUCAAAGCUGGGCUAUGCGCAGACAUUCAUCUUUCGACCUGGCUUUCUCAAGAAUGCCAUUCGCGAGAAGCCACGCCGAAUCGAAGCUCUCUUUGGCUGGUUCACCUCCAAUGUCCUAUCCAAGAUUUCCGAUGGCGCAGAGAUCGGCGUCUCUCCCCUCGCAAAGGCCAUGGUGUGGGCCGGCACAAAUGGUGUCGAAGGGCUCGACAGCAAGAAGAUCGGGACAAGGAUUCAGGGGGAGGGCAAGAAGGGGACGGCAGUCUUGAUCGGGAACGCAGAGGCGGCCAAGAUCGCAGGAGAUGCGGAGCUGCUUCAGUAG